AACAGCCGGAAUGGCGAAUCGCACCGUGAAAGAAGCAAAAAAUGUGCACGGUACAAAUCCGCAAUACCUUAUAGAAAAAAUCAUCCGCUCGCGCAUUUAUGAUUCCAAAUACUGGAAGGAGCAAUGCUUUGCGCUCACCGCCGAGCUCCUGGUGGAUAAAGCCAUGGAGCUACGUUUUGUUGGUGGUGUCUACGGCGGUAACAUCAAACCCACACAGUUUCUGUGCCUGACUCUAAAAAUGCUCCAGAUUCAACCGGAGAAAGACAUCGUUGUGGAGUUCAUAAAGAACGAGGAGUUCAAGUAUGUGCGUGCGUUAGGUGCCUUCUAUUUGCGCCUGACAGGCGCCGCCAUCGAUUGCUACAAAUACUUAGAGCCGUUAUAUAUUGACAAUCGCAAGUUGCGGCGGCAGAAUCGGGCCGGUCAAUUUGAGAUCGUCUACAUGGACGAAUAUAUUGACGAGCUUUUGCGGAAUGAUCGUGUGUGCGAUAUAAUACUACCACGCAUACAAAAGCGCAGCAUACUGGAGGAGAAUAAUGAGCUGGAGCCGAAAGUCUCGGUGUUGGACGAAGACCUGGACGAUGAAGUUCCCAGCGACGAUGAGCAAAAGGAGGCGGAAGAUGAGGAUAAAAGCCGCUUGAAGAAUAGUGCGACGACUGUGCUGCGUCGUCCAAGGCAUGCAAGGUCCCGCAGCCGUGAAAACCCGUCAGGUGUUGGUAGUAGUGGCAACGCACGGCGCGAUUAUUACGAUGAUUUGGAGGACUACGACAAGCAGCGAAAUCGCGCGCGGAUCGGAUAUAAUGACAACAGAGGGCGUCAUGAAAACCGACAUGAGCGUGACCGAGAGAGAAUGCGCGGACGUGAGCGUGAACGCGAGCGCGAUCGUGAAAGGGAGCAUAGAGACAAAGAUCGGGAAAGAAUGCGAGGAGGUCGCUACGAGCACCGAGAAAGGGACUCGCGCAACGAACGUGACCAUCGCCGUUAUUAAAUGUAGAGGCCCGUUAGUCUUAAGGACACUUUUAAUAAACCAAAAUAUAAACUGCA
Scaptodrosophila lebanonensis is the source of this 1041-nucleotide messenger RNA. RefSeq names its product pre-mRNA-splicing factor 38 (gene Prp38). Bases 11 to 985 code for a protein of 324 amino acids. NCBI's taxonomy places the organism in Eukaryota, Metazoa, Arthropoda, Insecta, Diptera, Drosophilidae. The transcript has a single exon. Gene Ontology annotation, cellular component: precatalytic spliceosome. The record is from RefSeq and is a predicted model, not a curated record.